ACCUGUCCUCUUCCUCCUCACUUCAGUCCAGGAGUGCGUUGGAGGCGUCCCCCGCAAUUUCUCGAAUCUUCUCCGACCAGGAAAACAUGGAAGUCAAUGCAAUUCAAGGUGGAAUUCAGCAAUUGCUCACUGCAGAACAAGAAGGUCAAGACAUUGUCAAUGCUGCCAGAAGUGCAAAAAUGGCCAGGCUGAAACAAGCCAAGGAAGAGACUGACAAAGAGAUUGCUGAAUAUCGAUCUCAAUUGGAGGUGGAAUUCCAGAGGAGACUUGCAGAGAGGAGUGGAGAUUCAGGUGCUAAUGUGCAGAGGCUUGAAACAGAGACAGAGAUCAAGAUUGAGAACCUGAAAACUGAGGCUGCAAUUAUUUCUGAUGUUAUUGUCCAAAUGCUUCUGAAGCAUGCGACAUCUGUGAGGAGUUAACUGAUACUGAAGGAAUGGCAAAUACAAAGGAGUCUGAUAUCCUUUUGCAUGGUCCAUCCUGGCUUUAGGAUAUGCAGCUAUCAGUGAGCUUUAUUCUUUGUUCUUAUAGAUUGUUAUUGGCAAACUAAACUUGCAUUUUAAGUGGUCCUAUUCUCGUCAUAAUCUGUAGGUGACUGAGCCACAAAUUUUUAAGUCACUUACUAUUUUAUCGCCUGUAAAGGUGCAAUAAAAUUUCUCUGCCUUUGAAAUGUGCACAUCUGCAUCAAGAAACUGGGAUACUCUUUUUUCAAUAAUCAAAUCUCCUGGGAUGU
Molecule: messenger RNA, 730 nt
Organism: Rubroshorea leprosula
Lineage: Eukaryota; Viridiplantae; Streptophyta; Magnoliopsida; Malvales; Dipterocarpaceae
Source: the annotation of a GenBank genome assembly